Messenger RNA from Schizosaccharomyces cryophilus OY26, 856 nucleotides. RefSeq names its product glutathione peroxidase Gpx1. Bases 62 to 541 code for a protein of 159 amino acids. Gene Ontology annotation, molecular function: glutathione peroxidase activity. Gene Ontology annotation, biological process: response to oxidative stress. The transcript is spliced from 2 exons. The record is from RefSeq and is a predicted model, not a curated record. Lineage: Eukaryota; Fungi; Ascomycota; Schizosaccharomycetes; Schizosaccharomycetales; Schizosaccharomycetaceae.
CGCCAACGUUAAACUUGUCUUCUACCACACAUAAAGGAUAAGAAGAAUAAAAAUUACCAAGAUGGUUUCCCACUUUUAUGACUUUGCGCCUCUAGAUAGAACUGGUAAACCCUUUCCUUUUAGUGAGUUGAAGGGUAAAGUUGUUUUGGUUGUCAACACUGCCAGUAAGUGUGGCUUUACUCCCCAAUUUAAAGGUUUGGAGAAUCUAUACCAAAAGUUCAAGGACCGUGGCUUUAUUGUCAUCGGCUUCCCUUGCAACCAAUUUGGUGGACAAGAACCCGGUAGCAAUGAAGAGGUUGGUGAAUUCUGUCAAAAGAACUAUGGUGUCACAUUCCCCGUUUUGUCCAAAAUCAAUGUCAAUGGCGAUGAUGUUGAUCCCGUUUUUCAGUAUCUAAAGAGCGCGAAGAAGCAGCUUGGUCUCGAAAGAAUCAAGUGGAACUUUGAAAAGUUCCUUGUAAACCGCCAAGGUCAAGUUAUCGAGCGCUACUCUAGUAUUAGUAAGCCUGAGCAUAUCGAAAACGAUAUUGAAAGUAUUCUUUAGACGGUGUCCUUUGUUUUUUUUUAAUAUUCUUUAUUGAUGAUUCCUUCUAUUCUAAUCACUCUAUGAAUAGCCGAGAAUUUGCCUAAUCUUGACUUUUCUUUCCGGAUGAGUUUAAUAGUAUAGAAAGAAACUGUUAGUUUUCAUAUUUAUUUCGCUUCACCUUUAUGUUAUUGGAUGUUUCUUUCUUUCAAAUUCUUAUUAUACUUGAAAACUUGCCAUUUUUUACUUUUUCUCGUUCUCUCAAACGCGAAUACUGAAAUUGGAAGUUUAAACACAGUGGUCGUAAAGUAUUCAUUGAAAGAUAAUAAUAAAAAU